UUAUCCUGCCUUUUCCAUUUUUGCUUGUUUUGAGUGUGUAUACUACAGUCUACAUUUGUAAUACUAGAACACAUUGGCCAGGGAUAGAUCUUGAUAGAAGAGGGAGCUCAGAUUUAAAAUGAUAAGAAUAUCUGGUGUGAUUGGGCUUUUGAAGCACAGAUGAAAAAAUAGCAACUAUGGUAUGAGUUUUUCUUUUCAGUUAGAUUUUCAUUUAUUGGGUUGAAUUAUGCAGUUCACGUGUCACAUGUCGCUUCUAUUAGUUGUUGGGUGUGAAGUGAGAGUAUAAGAGCUGGGGUUAGUGUGUUUAUUGUGAUUGCGAGUGUCAAAACCCUAAUAUCAUUUUUGGUCCAGUAGGAUCAGGGAUUAUUUUAUUUUGAGGUGUGCAGUGGAACUGUCAAUGACAAGUAGUUGAAUAAUUUGCCAACUAAAGUGGUUGAGAUCUUACUCACACCAGAUGGUGACAAUGUAUUUAUAGUUUGUCUGCUCCUGCCACUACCAAGGAAAAUGAAGUACAAUUGUUGGGUUUUAUGUUUGAUGGUGAUCUUGUUUUUGGUUGUUGUAUGUAAAAAGUGGUUUUAAUUAGCUGGGCUCUGUGAUGGCGGAUGCACAUACACAUUCGUAUGGUUAGAAGGUGAUGUGCAUGGACCCGGACUGGGACCGUAGAAGAUUGCUUGCUCAAGCAGUUGUGCGACUGUUUAAAGAUGUAAAUUAAGGUGCGCUCAUGUAUACAGAUAUAUGUUUAAUAUACUUGCUUGUGUGUUUGGUAUUUUGCUCAGGUCAGGUCAGGUGUUAUUUCAAUUCCUGACAUCUUUGCGGGGAUGACAUAAAAACCAGUGUGUCUGCUUAGGGAAAAGUUGAAAAAUACUCAGAGAAUUAGUAUGAAGUGGUGAUGCUUAAUGCUUGUUGAUGUGAUGUGGUGUGGUUUAAAAUGGAUAGGAGUGGGUGAGUGGUGAGCGUUAUGGGGGGUGGGGUUGGUGUGACACAUUAAUUCAUUGUAAUUACAGGACGAUGGAUAAGGUAUGGGAGAAACAUAAAUCACCGCUGUUGCCUGUUGCCUGUUGGCGUUAAAAAUGUGUGCACUUUGUCGGCGGGUUCAGCUCAGUUUUAGAUGGAACACACACACCAAACCAACUAACCUCCACUUAAUGCUUUAAGCUAAUCAUGGAUUGGAGGUUCUCAAAUUUAUUGGUAGGCCCCAAACCAAAAGCUCACAUUUAUUACGGAGUAAUAAAUUAACGACCAACACCGCAAUUUUUGUUUAACUACCAAAGAUAUCCUCCUCCAUAAGCAUUGAGCAUUGAGCAUUAAGCAUUAAGCAAGCAACGGUCGUGAAGUUAGGUGGAAUUGGGAGGGAACUCACAAGUCACGAUGCUGCUGCUUGGGGGGAGCAGGAUUUCGUCACUCUUGAGAAGCAGGCCGCCAGCCAAGAAGAGGACCAUCGUUGUUGGCCUCAAAUCCGAUAAUGAUAGUAGAGAAAUGCUGCUUCGGGUGCUCACUUUGACGGUCUUCCCCGGUGACAGCGUGCUGGCCAUUCAUGUUCAACAAUCAGAUGACACAUUUGAUCCCAAUACAUUUCACAUCCACGAGGAUCUCUGUAAAUCCAAGCAGGCGGAGUUCCAAGUGAAGGUUUGCAUAGGAAACUGCUAUGUCACGGAACUGAGCUUUCAAGUACGUUUACACUUUGCCACCAUUCUUGCCGUUGGAUGUAGCAGUCUAUGCCCCCAUGAUUCAUCAGUGGCCAAACUGUUGAGAGCAUUACCUCCUACUUGCAAACUUCUGGUUAUGGACAACGGAGGAAAGGUCCUACUUCAGAGACAGGGAACUUCUCAAGAGGGCUCUCUGCUCAAAGUUCUUCACACUAGUCCACAACCGCCUGCUUUCCAUAAACAACUUCUUCUUUUCUCUUCUUUAUCAGCGUCCACUAGCGGUGGUGACAAGUCAAGGAAUAAAUUUCAGAUUCAGAAAUCAUUGACAAUGCCAUCUGCACGUCCCUCCUCCUCCGAUCAAUUGCUAUUUCAUCAAACUGAGAAGAAAGAUACGCUCCCCAAGUUCAACAAGGAUGGUGUUCUUACCAAACAAUUUUUUCAAAGAUUAGCAAGCCUACAAGUAAUGGGAUGCACCAGAUGCUUCACGGUGGAUGACCUCGAACAUGCAACUGCAAAUUUUAGUCCCCACUUCUUAAUUGGAGAAGGUGGGCACAGUCAGGUGUAUCGAGCCAUUAUUGACAACGGUUUUGCUGCUGCAGUGAAGCUCCUUAAACCCUCUCCCUAUUCUCAAGAUGAUCUUCUCAGAGAAGUGGAAAUAUUGACUAGUAUUAAACACGCCAACAUCAUUCAGCUAGUUGGGUACUGUUACACCCAGGAGAUUCAGGCAAUUGUUUUCAACUUAUCGAGGGAAAGUUUAAAGCAGAAACUGAGAUACAUGAGGUGGAAUGAGAGAAUGCGAGUUGCGAUAGGAGUGGCAAGGGCACUGGAAUACCUCCAUUCUCUCACUCCUCCUAUCAUUCACAGAGAUGUGAAAUCCUCCAACAUUCUUCUUUCAGAUGGUUGUGAACCACUGCUCUCAGAUUUUGGAGCAGCAGUUGUACACCCGCAGAUUCAACAAGCAGCUAUGCCCCAUGCAAAACCAGUCAAUGUUGUAGGUACAUUUGGAUACCUGGCACCAGAGUAUGUGAUGUAUGGCAAAGUUGAUGAGAAGAUAGAUGUCUACUCUUAUGGGGUUGUUCUCCUUGAACUAAUCACUGGGAAAGAGGCCAUUGAGAGAAACCCAACAUCUAACCAAGAUAGCUUAGUACUCUGGGUAAUGAACAAUAGGAUAUNCAACACCGCAAUUUUUGUUUAA
Molecule: messenger RNA, 2841 nt
Organism: Ipomoea triloba (trilobed morning glory)
Lineage: Eukaryota; Viridiplantae; Streptophyta; Magnoliopsida; Solanales; Convolvulaceae
Product: probable serine/threonine-protein kinase PBL23
Exons: 5
Coding region: 1369-2841 (490 amino acids)
Biological process (GO): protein phosphorylation
Cellular component (GO): plasma membrane
Molecular function (GO): protein kinase activity; ATP binding
Source: RefSeq, a predicted model, not a curated record